Molecule: messenger RNA, 3655 nt
Organism: Callithrix jacchus (white-tufted-ear marmoset)
Lineage: Eukaryota; Metazoa; Chordata; Mammalia; Primates; Cebidae
Product: spermatogenesis-associated protein 31A5-like
Source: RefSeq, a predicted model, not a curated record
AUGACGAAUGAGAUUCUGAGAAUAAAAAUCCCUGCCUCUGAGGGCCUCCCACCUGGGCCUGGAGCCUCCUCUGAUCUCCUGGGAAGCAGAAUCCUACCUGACAGCUCAGGGUCAUCUUCUGUCCCAGUGUCGAGAUCAGUGGAGGGGGAGGCCCAAAGGCAGGAAGAAAAAUAUCAGUCUGAAAGCAUCCUGGGGCGGCAUCCUAAGAAAGGUGACUUUGGUCAGCUCUCUGGUCCAGAUCCCCCAGGCUUCAUUGCUCCUCCCCUGCGGGACUCCACUCUGACGACUCCAUCUCACUGUGACUCAGUGGUGCUUCCAUUGGACACCAUCCAUCAAAACUCACAUCCGUGUGAGGAUUUGGUGACUUCUGGCCCAGCCAUCUCAGGCCUUGGUGGCUCAAGCAGUCAUAUCUCUGUGCCUGCAUUCUGGUGUCAGGAAACUACCAGAACCUGGUGCAUCUCCAACCCAUCAGUCCAGCAAGAUCAUCUUUCCUGCCACCCACCAGAAACCUCAUCCUUGGGAGACCCCACAAACAGUCAGAUGGAAGCUGAUAGGCCCUUUUUGCUCAGCUCUGAUGGCCAGAAUGUUGUGGGAAUACAAGUCACAGAAAGAGCCAGGAUCAACAUUCGGGAGGAAAAAGAAAAAGAUGGAUCAUUUCCAAAACAAAUGAACACGGAAAAGCACUUGAAUUCUUUGGGGAAGUCUCUGCACAGCGAAUCCCUAGUGGCUAAUGCCUUGGUGUCUGAGAGAUCUUAUACUUUACAGUCUCCUCCUUUCUUGUUCAAUGGCAUUCCCAAUGUCCGCCCAGUUCAAACAGAGACUACAAUGUCUCCACGGCUUUUCCAGGCCCAGCGCCUGUCCCAUAUGAGGCCUGAGUCCCAACCCUUUAAUUCACCCACACCCCAAUUCCAGCUCUCACCUAUGGCUCAGGCGGAGGCUCAAUCCUCUUUCCCAGUCCAGUCUCCUGCUCUUGCAUCCCUGAUUAAUAAUUCUGGAGUAGCUUGCCCUGUGUCGCAGAAUAAGAUGCAAGUUCUCACCCUACCUGAAAUGCAGCGCCUUGAAUGGUCUUCUAAACAACUAGAAGGUGGGUUGGCUUUACCCUGUAGGGCCCAAAAACCUCAGGAUGUCUUUAGCGCCUCCACUCCUAACCUUCCCCAGGACAGCUUGACAGCAAUCAUUCCUGAGAACUUUCCAGUCAGUCCUGAACUCCGGAGGCAACUGGAGCAACACAUUCAAAAGUGGCUCAUUCAACACCGGAGCAACCUGGGAAUGACCCAAGAGUCUCCCGAUCUGAUGCAGCCUCAGGAGAAAUUGCCAGGGACAAGUCAGGCCAGGGGCAAACUCAGACCCUUGCCGUUCUCCAUGUCCACAGGCAAAAGCAGCAAGGACAUACAGAAGGUGACGUUCCAGCUAAAGAGGAAUCCGUGCACACCUCUGGGACAGACCCCGCAAUAUCUAGCCAGGUGCAAGGAAAGCUUCCCAGGGAAGGUUCUGGGGGCAGAACCUCAAGUCUCUGAGGAAUCAGAAAGAGACUUGAAGAUGCCCUUGAGGAGAGACUUGGAAAGUGAUUUAUUAAGACGCACAGAGAGAAAUCGUAUAGAAAACAUCCUGAAAGUCCAUGUGGGCAGGAAGUUGGGCCAGAUCAAUACGGGCUUUAUCCCCAUUUGUGUGCGUCGAUCCUGGCUUGCUGUCAACCAGGAUUUUUCUGUGUCCAACACCCACAUGAAGACCAGCAAUCUAGUACCCCCAGAAAGUGGGAGAGCCAGUGUGAACACAUCCCAGGGGCUUUCCUUCCUCCAUCCGUGCACUCAACAGAUGCUGGGACACCAUAUUGUGAGGUUUUGGGCCAAACACAAGUGGGGCCUACCCCUCAGGGUCCUCAAGCCCAUUAAGGUCUUUAAACUGGGAAAAGUUUCAUCCUUAUCCCAAACACAGCUUGCCAGUCCCUCCUCAGCUACCUAUGAAUCUAAGCCUAGCUCAAAAGUUGAGAAAGCCACUUUCCUAAGAGAGUCACCACCGGCAGGUCUGAGAAAGCAGGUGCUGACCAAAGCAUCUGUUCAGAUGCCAGACAGUCUUCUGGUGUCUUCACCCACAUUGACACAGUUCCAGACGGCCCCACAAGGGAUCCCAUCUUGGAAUGCCCAUGGGUCCUUGAAGCCUCCUCCAGCUGGACAGGAGGACAGGUGGCCUUCUAAGCCCCUCACAUGCAGCCUCACAGGCAGCGCCCAGCAGAGCGGGAGCUUAGGAGCCCAAUCUUCAAGGACUGGAAAGACCAUGGAGGCAGUGCCACAACCCAGAGUCCCCUUGGGAACCUUUAUGCUGGCAAACCUCCAAGCCACACAUGAGGAUGUGAGUGGUUUAGAGGCUCCACAGACCAGUAAAGGCUCUCAACUCCCUAGAAUGUCUGUCUCCCACGAUCCAGGAGAGCUCUAUGUUAUGGGAGAGGUUGUUCGUAAAUUUGAGCCCAGAAUGGCCACCAAGUCAGAGACCCAGCCUCAAGUUUGUGGCGCUGUUGUGCUCCCUCCAGAUGGUUUUACUGACAUUCCCCUUGCUACAGAGAGUUUGGCUUCUCAAGUGCCCCAUGGCCGUCUCCAGAGCAUGCCUACCAGGAACAUGCAGGCUUCCCGGGAGCAACGUGACCUCAUGGCAGCCAGAAGGAGCAACCUGGGGCACAAGGAGCCCAAGAACAUGAAAUGUCAAGGCUCAUGCAAGAGCCAGAGCCGGAUGUUUACCCCUACUCACAACAGUGAGAACCCAGCGAAGCCCAACUUAGAAAAACGUGAAGAAAGGCUUGAAGAACUAAGGACUCCCCAACUCACCCCAGUCAGGAAAACAGAAAAAACUCGUCAGGACGAAGACCUCCGGCUGCUGCCGUCAAAGGAACAACCUCCUUCAAUAAGCAACUUCGGAAAAAACAUCAAACAAUUCUUUCAGCAGGUCUUUUCAGUGAAAAAAAGCAAGCCAGUUCCAGUCACUGCCAAGAGCCAGAAAAUAGUGAAAAACAAAUCACAUGCGUACAGCAGCUGUGCUGAAGCCGAGGGGCUCAAGACAGCAGUUGGACACAUGCUGGAGAAAAAAAUGACACUUUGUCAUGAGCAACAUGAGUUCCAAGCCCCAGUCUGUGGGUUUCCCUGCAACCGCAGGCCCCUCUUCCACCCGGAACACAGCAGAAUGCUGGGCUAUGCAGCCAGCAGUCAACAAGCCACUCUCAAGAGCCAGAAUUACCCCAACAGAGAGAGGCAUAUCAGAGAUCAAGAGCCUUUGAAAAGUGUCCGGUGCAACAAUGAGCAAUGGGGCUGGCGACAUCCCCAACUCUUGCUCCCCAAGAAGGCCGUCUCCCCAGUCAGCGCCCCUCCGGGCGGACUGAAAACACCCGGUGCCUUCAGCCACCAUCACCACUGUCCAAGGCACUGCCAUCUUUGGGAAGGAAUUUAAUGGGGCAAUCAACUUCUUUUUUCAGCAUUUUUUUUUUUUUUCCAAGUUUUUAUUAUUUGAUUUGGUUUUACACAGUACAAGUAAUUUUAAAUAUUUUAUUUUGCAUCUUCCUUUUUCUUUCACUAAACAGUAUCAUGAGCAGUUUUCCAUGGCUACAUAAUCUCCUAUCAUUUGGUCAUAUCAUAAUCUAACAAUUUAAUAAAUAUUGGGUCUCAUUUUU